AUGAUUACUUUUUUAUUACUUCUUUACAAAGAUAUUGACAAACGUUUUUAUUCUAGUGACGGCAAAAACCUCACAAAAGUUAAUGAUACAUCACUAGACCUCAGGAUAUCAUCCACAUGCGAAAUCAUCCAAGAUCAAUGCUUUUACCUUCUCAAAACUUUAUUUUCCUUUUCAUUUGAAGAAAAUCCUAACUUAACUACAAUUGGAAAAAAUAGUUUUUGUGGAUGUACAAAUCUUACUACUAUAAAUCUAUCAUCAUGCAAGAAACUUACAAAAAUAUCUUCUUAUGCAUUUAAUGGCUGUUCUAAUGUCAAUCAGAUACUUUUACCAGAAGGACUCCUAGAAAUAGGAAGCAGUGCAUUUUAUUCUAUUUCACAAAUGACAAGUAUUAUCAUUCCAGCAUCUGUUGAAAAAAUACAUAAUAAGGUAUUUAAUUGCUGUGAUAAACUCCAAAAUGUUACUUUUGAGGAAGGAUCAAAUUUAACUUCAUUAGAAAAUAAAGUAUUUACUCAAACUGCAAUCACUUUGUUUCAAAUUCCAGAAAAAGUUUCUAAAAUUCAUGGAGAAGCAUUUUAUUAUGGAAAAUUAACAAAUAUUUCGGUUCAUCCUAGUAGUAACUACUUAACAUCUGAUGGAAAUGCUGUUUAUUCAAAAAAUGAAAGUAUUUUAUUUUUUAUUUGUAACAAAACAGGAUAUGAAAUUCCAGAUACAAUCACAACAAUUAAUGAGUAUUGCUUUUCAUAUUCAACCAUUGAAACACUUAUAAUUCCAAAUUCAGUCACAACUAUUGGAGUGUAUUGCUUUCAUGAUUCACACAUAAAAACUAUUGUUCUUCCAAAUUCACUCACAAGUAUUGGAGAUCAAUGCUUUUAUUGUACAUCUAUCGAAACAAUUACAAUUCCAAAUUCAACCACAACUAUUGGAAAGUAUUGCUUUAUACUUUCACAUAUCAAAACAAUUAUAAUUCCAAAUACAGUCACAACUCUUGGAAAGUUUUUCUUAUUACAUUCACGUAUCGGAAUAUUUACAAUUCCAAAUUCAAUCACAACUAUUGGUGUUCAAUCCUUUUAUGGUACAGAUCUCAGAACAAUUAUAAUUCCAUCAAGUGUGAAAAGGAUUGAAAAAAUGGCUUUCUAUGAUUGUCAAACUUUAAUAAAUGUUACUUUUUUAGGUCCAAUAGACUACAUUGGUGAAUAUGUAUUUGGUUGUUGUGAAAAUCUUGAACUAAUUAAAUUCCCUAAUUCAACAAUGACUGUUAGAGGAUCUGGUUUUGUUACAACAGAAAUGCCAGAAGUCAAAUUAUCGUUCACUUGCAAAACUCUAUUUUACGAUCCUCAAUUUCCUGCUUUUUAUUCAAUUAAAAGAAAUACAAAUGUUUCAAUAUCAUAUCUGAAUGAAUCAAAUCUUAUUAUUACACCAGACUGCUUGAUUAUGGAUUCUGAUCAAGCCAUAAUUUAUGAAUAUUGGGGAUAUUUUCCUUAUUAUGAUAAUACUCGUAUUACAAUUCCUAAAUCUGUUAAAAAAAUCAACGAAAAAGUAUUUGAAAAUUCUAUAAUUGAGAAAUUUUAUUUCACAGAAGAUUCUCAAAUAACUUAUAUAGGAAAAGAAGCAUUUAGAAAUUGUUCAAAAAUAAGAUCAUUUAAUUAUUCAUUUCCUUAUUUACAAACAUUAGGAACAUCAUCAUUUAAAGAUUGCAAUAAUUUAGAAAAUUUCACAUUUUCAUCACCAGUUUUGACUGUUAUGAAUAAUGCAUUUGAGAAUUGCAUUAAAUUAAAGAAAGUUCGUAAUAUCACAAAUAUUCCUUAUCAUUGUUUUUGUGGAUGUACUAAUUUAGAAGAAGUUACAAUUCGAGAAGGAUCAGAAGAGAUUGGAUAUAAAUCAUUUGAGAAUUGUUCUUCAUUAUUAAGUAUUAAAAUUCCACAAUCUUUUAAAAUCAUUUCAGAAUAUUCAUUUCUUUAUUGUAAGAAACUAAAAUCAAUUAUAUUCAGUGAAACAAACUCACUUGAUACAUUUUCAAUUAAUUCUAUUUCAGAAUGCGAAUCUCUUACAAAUAUCAGUAAUUUUUCAUCAGAAAAAUACAAAUGCAUUGAUAAUACUUUAUACUACAAAAACAAUAAUAAAUGGGAACUUAUUUUUCAUUUGAGUUCCUCAAAAGACAAAGAACUCAACAUUAGCUGCGAUGUUAUCUGUAGUUAUUCAUUCAAUUCUAGCAACAACAUUGAGAAAAUCAAUAUUACAUCAGACAGUGUUUCUGUUAUUGAAGAACAUUCAUUCAACAACUGUUUAAAUCUGAAAUACAUCAAUUUCCCACUUUCAGUUUCAGAUGUUGAGAUUGA
Molecule: messenger RNA, 2336 nt
Organism: Trichomonas vaginalis G3
Lineage: Eukaryota; Parabasalia; Trichomonadida; Trichomonadidae
Exons: 1
Source: RefSeq, a predicted model, not a curated record